CAGGUCAAUAAAUUUUAUCUUCACUAUCCCGAUCGCACCGUUGAUCUCAAAGACACUUUGUCCUGAGUACAUGAACUGUACAAGAGAGGCAAGUUUAGAAAAUUCUGUCUCCCUAAUUUUCUUGCGCAUAAAAUUGAAAGACCUUUCGAAUUACACGGGAGAACAAUUAUGUACAGCCUUCCAUACACCAAGGAAGCUAUAGUGCAAUCAACCGUAAACAGGAAACGCAAAUCUUUCCAGUUAUACGACAAUACAACAUGUCAUUCUACAGGCCUGCUAGCCAACGGAAGGACAUUCUUGCAGGCGAAGGCCAUUGGGAUUCAAAUUCACUGGUCAGUCAACCAAACCUGUCUCUAUUCAAUAGCCUUUAACACUUCGGGGUUUGGAUGACUCGAACGAGAUAUCUAGAAAAUGGGGAAUUGCAAAGUUCAGUCCUGCAUAUCGAUGGAUCAUCUAUCAUUCGAUGUUGAACAGUCAAUUUUGGGAUGCGAUAAUUUUCGGGGCAAAAAAGAUU
This is a messenger RNA of Talaromyces proteolyticus, 514 nucleotides long. RefSeq lists its product as uncharacterized. Bases 169 to 390 code for a protein of 73 amino acids. The transcript has a single exon. NCBI's taxonomy places the organism in Eukaryota, Fungi, Ascomycota, Eurotiomycetes, Eurotiales, Trichocomaceae. The record is from RefSeq and is a predicted model, not a curated record.